AUAAAUAAAAAUAAAGGAAGUUGUCCCACGUUAACGAAUAUUAUUUUUUAUUUUAUAUAGAGAAAAAAUUAGUGUUAAAAAUGAUUGACCUUGGGUGUAUAAACGGUCUACUACCGGUUGACUUUAUAAACAAUGUUUUAUUCAUGGUCAUCGGGACUUCACACAAAUUACAAUGCACCGAAUAUGCCAGUUAGUUUUCGUUCGCCGUCGUAAUAAUAAGACGUAUUUUCAUAUUUACAGUAACUGCUGGAUCUUUAUGGAUUUAUGGAAUUUAUUUUGAAUUCUUAAAUUAUGGCACCGAGAACUAGUAGUUGGCCAGUAUGGAGUGGUAUAUUGAGCACGGACAACAAUAUAAAAUCGGCUGACGAUUGGAUUGAAGCACGCAGAAAGGAAGACGGUGCAGAUAAGUUGUGGAGAAUUCACGAUGGAUUGUAUAACCUUGAACAAUGGAUAAACAAGCAUCCAGGAGGACCACAGUGGUUGGAAAUUACAAAAGGAACUGAUAUCACAGAAUUAUUUGAGUCGUACCAUAUAAAUGGCAAAGCUGCAACGGCGGUGAUGCACAAAUUUUAUGUGCGACAGACAGAGUCACCCAGGAAAUCGCCUUUCACGUUUAAGCCAGACGGAUUUUACAACGUGUUGAAGUCUAGAGUAGCAAAGAAAUUAUCUUUCGUGGACAGCAAAAAUUAUCAUAUAAAGUCUAUGCUGGUCGUCGACACAUAUUACCUGCUUGCACUGGCUCUGUGCGUUGGAAUGGCUCAGACAGAAAACUUUUUCUUAGCACUGUUGGCUGGCAUUGUUUUGGCACUCGGGACCGUUGCUAGUCACAACUUUACGCACCUUAAGGACAACUGGAGAAUGUAUUACGUGCAAUUGGUUUUAUUAUCUGUACGCGAGUGGAGAAUAUCGCAUGUACUCAGUCAUCAUAUAUACACGAAUACUGUACAAGACUUGGAGAUGUCACUGCUGUAUCCGUUUAUCCAUUGGUUUCCGACUACAGACAAACCAUUUACAGUUCGAUUAUUCCCUUAUCUCACCCCCAUUGUAUACCCUUUUAUUAUUCCUGGACAAUUGGCCAUUAGAACUUUCAAGUGCAAUAAUAACAAAGCCGAUCUUCUUAUGUUUGUUAUACCUGCAAUAUUGAUGUUUUGUGGACAAAUGACCAUAAGUUAUGUAAUUAUUGCUUGGCUUUUCAUAGUUCUGACAAGUAGUUUUAUGUUUACAUUCAUCGGGUUCAGUGCUUCUCAUCAUUUCCCGGACAACUUUCACGAUGGAGACCAUGUCAAUGAUGAGUACAUUGAUUGGGGAAUACAUCAAAUAGAAACCAGCGCAGAACGAAACGAGCCGAUCAAAAAUAUUUUUAUAACAAUAGCGACAUUUGGCGACCAUACAUUACACCAUUUGUUCCCAGCUUUAGAUCAUAGCUUAAUACCACUAUUAAAAGACACUUUCGAAGAUACAUGUAAAGAAUUUGGUUUGGACCUAACACCAAAAUCAUGUACAACGAUUAUGCACGGACAGUUUAAACAAUUAUCCCGCGUUACUCCUAAUAAUCCGAAGAAUAAUAGAACUGAUAUAAAAUUAGAUAAUAAUAUCUAAAUAUUAUUCAAGAAAAUUUAAAUGCAUAUAAUAUGUACGACGUAUAUGGAAUGAGAUUCGAGAAACAGAGAUCCUGAGCGGAAGUGGCGUGUAUCAUAAAAAAAUUGGUGUUGCUCAAAUAAUUUUAGGUGACCUACCCCUUAAAAUACUGUUAUACCUACCUAUAUAAUUUCCUAUUUUUCUUCUAUCAAUACCUACCCACCCAUAUUUAAGGAGUUUCUUUAGCAACGCUUGGAACCUAUGUUACACUACUGGCCACUGGGUGGUAAUAUCGUUAUUUUAGUCUAUAUAUGUGUAACAGUAUUCUCGGCUGAAUAGUUAUUUUACUAUUUAAAAUCAUUAUUUAUUAAACAUUUGUAUUAUGUGAUAUUAUACGAUAUUAUUACCAUAUUGUCGAUAAAGAUAAGACGGUAGCUAAUUUAUUGCUAAUAUUAGGCAAUAUCAUUUGUUAUAUUUCACGUAAACAUAAGAAAAAAAUUUACUACAGCCAGUGGCUUUUAUUUUGUGUUAUUUGUAUACAAACUAUUUAGUAUAAAUUUACUAUAAUAUUCAUUGUGAUAAUUCCUUAAGAUUUUUUUUUAAAAAGUAUUGGUUUUCAAUGCUAUACGCUCAUGUUACUUGUUAGAAAAUAUAAGCUUCUGUUUUUAGAGUAAUUUUAUUUGGAUAAACUCUAACAGUACCUACCUAGGUUAUGUAUGAUUAUUAUAAGCAUAACAAUGUUCACUCUUUCUUACAAAUAUUUUAGGUUGUUAGUUUGUCUUAUAAACCAUAUGAAUAAUAGUGUGGGUUUAUAUUUCAGUUGUAGGUAUAUUAUGAUUGUUCUCUACCUAUGUAAAACAAUAUUUAUUAACUUGUCUUAAUGAAUUUAUUGAAUUAUGACCUACUUAUUAUACAAAUAUAUAUUUAAAAUAAAUAUAAAAUAUUUGAAUUAAUCAAAAAUUAAACAUGUACCUAAUGUUCA
This is a messenger RNA of Acyrthosiphon pisum (pea aphid), 2560 nucleotides long. Its product is annotated as cytochrome b5-related protein. Bases 292 to 1599 code for a protein of 435 amino acids. The record is from RefSeq and is a predicted model, not a curated record. NCBI's taxonomy places the organism in Eukaryota, Metazoa, Arthropoda, Insecta, Hemiptera, Aphididae. The transcript has 6 exons. Gene Ontology annotation, biological process: lipid metabolic process.